This is a messenger RNA of Papilio xuthus (Asian swallowtail), 1505 nucleotides long. NCBI's taxonomy places the organism in Eukaryota, Metazoa, Arthropoda, Insecta, Lepidoptera, Papilionidae. The record is from RefSeq and is a predicted model, not a curated record.
UGUCAUAGUUUCACAAACACGCAAAAAUAUUCUGUUCGUCACGUUAUUUCGUAUUCAUGUUUAAAUUUUUCUUCUGGUUGGGGAUGGUUCUAGAAAUUGACUAAUCGAUGAAUAAAUUUGAUUUAUUAUUCACGUGAAAAUUUAAAUUAGAGCUCGGGAGUUUCAGUUUGAGUGAAGUCAUACAGUGUUUUUGUAUUCAUGCAGUAGUGUGGAUCAGACGUCUUGUGUUUCACGGAUUUAUCUUAAAAAUUACAAGAUAAUGGAGGCGAAUAAUUCAGGGAACGAGGUGGCAGGAGCUCUGACUUACCCCGACAGGGAUGAUGAAAAUGUGGAGACUGUUCCCAUUCAGCCUCGGCAACCGAUUAACUUGCAGGGCCUGCUACGUUUUGCUAUGGAGGCUACAAAACGUGAAGAUGCUCCCGGAACAUCUGGGUUCAGGAGAAUGGAUGAAGAGAGGAGGGCAUUUUUGGAGGAAGCUUUAAACAGCAUGUCAGUAGAUGUACCUAAGUUGUUGAAGGAUGCUGUCAAAAUACUGUCCGAUCCGGAGAAGAUUAACAGUAUUCAGAUGGAUCAGGAUCCACCUGAUGAUGUUGCGGCAGCUUUCUUCAACAUUCAGGAGUUUAUCUGCGACAUUGAUGUGGCUAAUGAUUUCCACAAGAUAGGAGGGUUCUCAAUAUUUCCUGUCUGCCUGAGCAGUCAGAAUGCGACGGUGCGAAUUGAGGCAGUCAGCAUCCUUGCGGAGAUGUGCCAGAACAACCCGUACGGGCAAGCGCGCGCGCUAGACGCCAAUCUGAUGCAAGUGGUGGUGCAGCUGGCUAACACCGAAGAGGGCAACUUCCUUGUCACCUGUCUCUAUGCUAUCUCUUGCAUGUGUCGCGGCUACGGUCCAGCUUGCGACGAACUGUUCGCCAACGGCGGAGGACCAUUGCUUUCUGAGUUAGUGCGCAACUCCAACAUCCGUGUGCGCACUAAGGCCGCCUUCCUCGUCUCAUUCCUCGCUAUCAAUCAUCGCUCUGCCAAAGAGAUCUUUUUGGAGAACAACGUAAUUGGUAACAUAGCGGAAUCGCUUAACAGGGGAAUAGACUGCAGCACGUCCUGUACCCUGCACGCACUGCAUGCUCUACUGCAAGGACCGAAACUCCCUCCCCAGGUCAAUGACCCGACCAUCAAACUGAAGAAUGUUCUGGUAAAACUACAAAAUACCAAAGAGAUUGAAUACGCGGAGUAUUCUGAUGAGAGAAAAGUUUUGAAGAAUAUUAUGAAGAUUUUAAAGGACGUUCCAACAAUUGAAGAUGCUGACGAUGAGGAGGCAGAUAGAUAAAUACAUGGAUUGAUGGAUGGAUGGAUGUAUGGACAAAACUUGGGAGUGUUCGAAGAAGUUUCGAAAAGAAGUGUGGACGUGUUGUAUUUUGCGGCGAGUUUGUUUAAUGUGUAAAUGUUGAUUAAUAUUGAUAUUAAUGUAAGCAUUUAUAUAUUUAGAAAAUAAAAUUAUCUCAAUGUGCUUA